ACAUGGGCAUAUGCAAUAUGCAUGCUGUUUGUACGCUUGCUUGAAGGACUGCGCUGCCGAGCUCCUUUCAAAUGCAUGGCGUGCAUGUAAAUGUACCAUUAUUCAUGCAAAGUCGGUAAUCAGUUAUUUAUCUGUGGUGAAGUUAAAUGUAAUUUUUUUAUUGAUGACAUUUGGCCAAGUAAAUAAAAAAGAUUUCGAUUUUCACUUUUGUGUUGUUGGAUUUUUUUAAAGCAUGUGUUAGUGUUCAAAGGUCUAGAACAACUCAAAACAGGAGACUGAAACUUGUGUAACAAAUCUGAGGACAACAGUUACUUUGAAAUUAAAGUAAUGGAUCAAGAAAAACCUAGUUGCAGUGUGAACCAUGGGAAACGCACCCGACCUUUGUUACUUCAACCGAGAGCCAAGAUCCCCAGGACGGCUGCGUACGUGAGUUCUACGUCCAGUGGUGUACUUAAAAACUCCAAGAAAUUGAGUCCAAGCUCACCGAAAAAACCGAAAGUUACCUAUAAUAAAAGUGACGUGCCAACCCCUGGUACAGUUGUGCCAGAAAAACAUGUUCGCAAGGCGGGCCCUUACUUGCUGGGCCCUAAAUUAGGGCCCAGUCCUGUGAAAAGUAUUGUCCAAUGUUUAGCAAGGAAGGAAAAGACUGAUGACUUCUACCAAAUAAAGAUAUUGAGUUUAAGGAAUGAAGGGCAGGUGGAGACUCAAGAUGAUAGACAAGGGAAGAUGCUUUUGCAUACGGAGUACUCUCUGUUGUCCCUUUUGAAGGACCAGGAUGGUGUUAUUCAUCAUCAUGGACUGUUUAAGGACCAUGCCUUAGAAGAGGUGCCCAAUCCGAAUGGACCAGGUUUCAUCUACACUGGUCGGGUUAGACAAAGACUGUUCCUAGUUCUAGACUGUGUCACUGCCCACCAGUUCAGCGAAAAAGGCAGCGAGCUUAUAAAUCUACAGCAAUAUGUAACUAAAGUCAAGAAAGUGCCGGAAAAAGAAGCUGUAUUGAUUUUCUAUGAUAUUGUUAGGGUGGUCGCUAAUUUACAUAAAACAAACAUAGUACACAGGGAUUUGAAAUUGGGUAACAUAGUAUUAAAUCAACGCACAGGCAGGGUGACCAUAACUAACUUUUGUCUUGGGACACAUUUGGGAAGCGAUAGAGACCUCUUGAAAGAUCAAAGAGGCUCACCUGCCUAUAUAUCACCAGACGUGCUAAUGUGUAAACCGUACCUCGGCAAGCCGUCAGACAUGUGGGCGUUGGGAGUGGUUCUGUACACAAUGCUAUACGGACAGUUCCCGUUCUGUGACACGAGUCUAGCGCAGCUGUUCAGUCGGAUACAGGCUGCCAAUUAUAAUAUACCGCCGGAUGGUAACUCAGUACAAGUGACAGACAACACAGUGUUUCUGAUCCAGAGGUUGCUUGUCAAAGAUCCCAAACACAGACUGCUCGCUGAUCAGGUACUAGAUCAAUUGUCUAGCAUCAUAGCAAGUUACGUCAUAGUCCCAAAUCCACCUGAAGACUUGCAAGUGGUUCCCGACGUGGCUCUGGACGAAGAGAAGGAGAAAGAGAAGCCCACCAAUGGCUCCAGUGAGAUUGAGAGGAAGCCUUUCCUCACCUUACCUGAUAAUGGGGAGAGAACGCCUAAUGCUAAUGAUGAAUUAGGGGUAUUCUGUGUACCCUUACCAGACUUCCUCGCCCUAAACUUCCCGUCACCCACCAGAGUGACACAGAACAGCAUCCUAGUGCACCCAACAACACAAGCCGACACACAGAACCAAAGACAAAUAACCGUCCAGAGAAUAGGCAGAGACGCAAGACCUUUGUUGCCAUACGAAAUAGCGAGGUACCAACAUAUGUUCACCAACCAACGCUCAGAAACUUCUAGAAGAACAGAAUCCCAGAACUUCCAAAGGACUGAUCGUCCAGAAAACUCUCGACUACGCACAUUAGCACAAAGGAUUCCUCGACUAUCGCCCAUUCGACUAAUAGAUACACUCGACCAGGAUUACGUAUUCCGGUUGCCGGUUUUGGACCUUUCUAGAAUAUCGAAUAGCAAUAGAAUUAUGAACCCGGCUCCAACCCACACGGUGAACCCUGAGGCUGUUGUCAAUAACCCAAGACCACCCGCCGACCAAUUGGAGUUUUUAUAAGAACCCAAUAUUACCACGGACGCGUGUUUAGCUAGACACCGCUCAUCAUACAGACGUUUAAUUUGUGCAGUGCACCUAAUUUAUGCGUUUAUUUAUUUUAUUUAUUUUUCGCAAGGAUUUUUAUACUAUUAGAUAUGUUACGUAUAUAUUAAUAUACAAUUAUAUACUACAUAUAAAUACUUAUAUAAUGUAUAAAUACACACAGACACUGGAAAACACCCAUGCUCAUCACACAAAUAUUUUCCAGUUGUGGGAAUCGAACCCACGGCCGUGGAUGCAGAAAGCAGGGUCACUACCCACUGCGCCACGCGGCCGUCAAUUGACACUUUCGUUUUUAUAUUACGGCUUCUAGCUAAAUAUGAGUCCGUACACAGAACCUAUAAAAUACAGAGUGUUUUAUUUAAUUGAUGUGCUGAAAAAAAACAUGAAACUAAUUUAAGAUGAUUUUUUUUACUGUGAAAAUUAUUUUAAUAUGUUAUAUUCUUAUUUUCUUUUGAUUUUGUCUUUACUGAAAUGUUUUCUUUAGGGAAUUAUUUUUGGUAGUGGAAGACUAAUUAUUUAGUACUAGUAAAAUGUAAGUUUCUCAGUUAAAUAGAACAUACUGUGUAGUUACAGGAUUGUGGGUAGUUCCCGAGUUAGUUAGUAAAGAACGGCAACCGUAUCUGAAUCGGAUCAGUAUUUUGUAGACAAUAUCGCGGAUAUACAAACAGUCAAACAUACAUAUUAUGGAUCGAAUACAGGAUUUUCUUUUUGGAUACAGGAUUUUUAUAAUAAAUAAGCAUCUAGGUAUUUUAUCUAUACUAAUAAUAUAAAGCUGAAGAGUUUGUUUGUUUGUUUGUACGCGCUUAUCUCAGGAACUACUGGUCCGAUUUGGAAAAUUCUUUCUGUGUUAGAUAGCCCAUUUAUCGAGGAAAGCUAUAGGCUUAUUUUUUACAUUAUACCUUUAUUUCUACGGUAACAGGAACCACGCGGGUAUAAACGCGCGGCGUCAGCUAGUAUAAUAUUAUAAAGCUAUAGAGUUUGUUUGUUUGAACGCGCUAAUCUCAGGAACUACUGGUCCGAUUUGAAAAAAUAUUUCAAUUUUUAAUUAAUCAUUUACCAAGGAAGGCUUAUAUGAUCCCCGUAUUCCUACGGGAACAGGUACCACGCGGGUGAAACUGCGCGACGUCAGCUAGUGUAGUUAUAAAUGUGCUUCCACCUUAGCAUUUGGCAGCUAUGUAAAUGGGCAUAAGGAAUUAAUUACAUAUAAGUAUUUUUUUUUAAUUUUAAGUGUUCAAUAGUAAUGUUAAUAGUGAUACUUAGAUAUAUUAAAGAAAUAAAAGCAUUGUUAGUACAGAGGCAUAUGAGGUCCAGGGUUUGAGUCCCGUAAGACCAACAAAAAAAAUAAUUUUCAAGAAAUUCUCAGUAGCAGUUUUGAGUUUGGAAGUAAAAGGUACAAAAAAAAUCCCAUGCUUAAAAGAGCACGUUAAAUCUUCGGUAUAAAUCAUCGCCUUUAGCCCGCCAACCUGAUUUAGCGGAACGUGGUGGGUUAAGCUCUUUCUUUUAAAAGGAGGUCGGUUCGACAUAGCAUAAAUCAUUCUUUCAUGAUUAUUGAGGCUUAAAUACAAUGACAUAUUUGUCAAGAAAUCACAGUUUAAUAGAAAAACAAUUUAAUGGAUUUUUUGUUUAGUUUUUAUUUGCAUUUUAUAUUUUUUUAAAUAGUUGUUUACUGCCACCGCGAUUUGAAUUUCAAAAUCGGUUAACUUUAAUUUUUUUUAUUAUACUAGGCUAUAGUAUCACAAACUUUUCUGGUCUGUGGCGCUAACGUCCGACCAACGAGAUCACCUCAUGAAGAUAAAUAGACAAAAUUCAACCAAUGGCUGUGCAAACGGAAAUACCGCAAUGUCUUUCAUUGUGUUGAGACGAAAGAGAUGGGACUGGGACAACUUUACCGUAAUUGGAUGACUUUUCGCUGUCAUUGGUCGACAUUUUGUCUAUUUCUCUUCACGUGGUCGCAUGUUAGCGCCACUCUUGGCCAAAACUGGAACUAGAGUGCGCGCACGAUAAGUUUGCGCGUGACCAAAAUCGGAACUAAAAAAAAAUUCCGCUAUUUUGUCGUUUAUCUCUAUCUAUCUCUAUAAUUGACGCGCACUUUUAGCACCAUUCAGAUCGCCAUUUUGUAAAACAUUAUACUAUAGUUGAUGACACUCCCAUGAUAUUCGGGCGACGGGGGGAAAGACUGCGCGUGUGUGAAAUGGUGCGUGCGGGGAAGUGAGAUGAGUGGGGUCGUGGGUUAUUCAUUCAUCGCUACGCGCCCCUCGGCCCGUGCGGACCAUUGGGUGUGUUACGAACGAAGUAGCCAAGCUAUAAAAGCGCGACAAUAGCGACACUCAAUGCGCCAGAUAAGUUUUUGGCACUAACCUUUUUUUGUAAUAAAUAUUUUAAAUAGUAAUCUAAUUAUAAAACCUUUUACAUAGAAUUGGCUAUUAAGGUACUUAUUAUAAUAAUAAAUAGAACAAGAAUCUGCAGUAGCCAGAUCUUUGGGGUUUUGUAAAAUUUUAAAGUUUUCUGUUUAAAUAACCCACCUACUCGUUCCAUAGAGUAUGUGCAUCUAUGGAGUGUUGAAUUCGAAAAGUAGCAAUUUCAAAGGUCCACCCUUAAUAGUCCAUGUGUAAAUCGCCUGAGAUCAUUAAAGUUUAUUUUUAACGGUGUUCGAAUGUCAUAAAGCUAAGUGUCUGGCUCUAAGUAAAUCAUUUCCCAUAAUAUGCCAAAGGAAAUAUAGAAAAAAUACAUUUUAUACUUGAACGAUUGACGCUCUGUAGGCUAGAUAAUAUGGCUAUAUCUUUCUUUGCUAUGAGACGAAAGAGAGGGAGGUAUUUUCAAUGCCGCCGCUAUUGGUCGACAGUAUGUCUUUCCUCUUCACGAGAUAUCGAUGCGAGCUUCUGGAUGGUUGAAACCUGCUACCGAAAUAAGCCACUAUGGCACAUAGUUCUCCACCUUUGGGUUAUAAACAUUCAGAUUUUAUAAAAUUCCGAAGAUCUGGCGACGACAGGCUGUUAACACCAAAAGGCUAAUUUGCACAACGAGAGAAACACAUUGUGUAACUUAGCCAUAAUGAUAAUAAUUGUUAGCAUUUCGAAUCGAUUUUAUUAGAUAAGUUUUAACAAUAAUUAUUAUAACUAACAACUGUAAAGAACAAUCGAUUUUUAAUAUUUGUACAUGGCCAAAUUAGAAAUUAAAAAAUAAAUUGUAAUGUAAAUAUUAAUUAUUAUAAUCUGGUGUAAGUAGAGUUAAAUGAACAGUUUUAAUUGAUAUGUAGAUUAUUUAUAAGUAAGGAAUAUAGUGUAAAUUUAAAUUCCUCAUUAGGCUCAGGAUUCUAAAUAGAACCCUUCGCUUGCUUGCGGGAUUCAAACUUAUUCAAUCUGACAACGUCACCCCAUUGGCUAGUACAGUUACGCAAGCAACCAAUAAACUAGCGGCGACAAGCAGAAGCUUUAGCCGCUUAAAAAAAGAUUAUUCUUUAGAUGUAUCCAUUUCAAUUACUAAAAAUAAAAAAAAACAGUUCGUAUUUUAAAAAAGCCUUUUGUGUACAAUACAGCGAUUAUUAGAUGGCUCUUAGGGAAGCAAUUAAAAAAAAUAAAAAAGGAAGGUUUUUCGCACGUAAUUAAAAUUCUGGUUUGAUGUUUAUUUAAUUUUUAAUAUAAACAUUUAAAUAGGUUGUUUACUUAAAACUUGUCGUCCGUUUUAAUAAGUUUUAUAAUCAACGACCAUAGAUUAUUAUCCAUAAAACCAUAGAUUACAAAGUGAUGUAAAUAUUUUAAAGAACAGUGUAUGUUGAUCUUAUUCUAGGAAUAGAAGGCGGAAUAGUUUUGUAUAAAAUUGGUAAAAGUUAUAACUUUUUAAUUAUUUUAACUUCAUCUAAAAUAUGAAAUAUGUAAAAUUGGUAAUUUCUUUACAAGAUAUAUUUAGUGGAAGUCUGGAAUUAGAAAGUUAGUGAUAUUAAACUGCUGUGCCCCGAAGAGUACUUUAGGCCAAUCAUCUGGGGGCACGACAGUGCCCUCGCCAAGUCGAGCGUUGCCUUACAUUUAGAUACAUGUGAUAGUGUUCGUUACAGAUUCAAACAUUAUUACCACCAUAGACCCGUCUCAUUGAGGAUUGUCGAGCGUGGUGGGUUUGAACUCCGAAACCCAUUUCUUAAAGAAAGAGGCCUGCCCCAGAAAAUAUUCAUCAUUAUUAACCCAUAUUCGGCUCACUGCUGAGCUCGAGUCUCCUCUCAGACUGAGAGGGGUUAGGCCAAUAGUCCACUACGCUGGCCCAAUGCGGAUUGGUAGACUUCACACACGCAGAGAAUUAAGAGAAUUCUCUGGUAUGCAGGUUUCCUCACGAUGUUUUCCUUCAUCGUUUGAGACACGUGAUAUUUAAUUUCUUAAAACCGGACCGGAUUCGAACCCUCACCCUCCGGAAUCGGAGACAGAGGUCAUAUCCACUAGGCUAUCUCGGCUCAGAAAACAUUGGCUGAUCUUAAUAAUGCAUAACGACCGAUUUUUAUAUUAUACAUAUUUUUCGUUUUUACGAUUGAUUUUGUCGAUUUUAUAUAUCACAAGUACUUUUUUUAUGUGACGUUUUAAAAUAUUUACGCCAUUUUGUUAGUUGCACCCUACCUACUCUAUGGUUUUUGAUAUUUUAUAAUUUUUAUUUGUUAUGUAUUCGAUAUUAGUGUAUAGAUAUUAUAUAUUAAGUAGACAAUUUUGUUAUUUGUUAGACGCAUACUGCACAAGUGUGUAGGCUAAUAAAGAUUGUAUUUUUAAAAAA
Messenger RNA from Bicyclus anynana (squinting bush brown), 6933 nucleotides. RefSeq names its product serine/threonine-protein kinase 40. The transcript is spliced from 8 exons. Gene Ontology annotation, biological process: protein phosphorylation. The record is from RefSeq and is a predicted model, not a curated record. Bases 328 to 2142 code for a protein of 604 amino acids. Lineage: Eukaryota; Metazoa; Arthropoda; Insecta; Lepidoptera; Nymphalidae. Gene Ontology annotation, molecular function: protein kinase activity; ATP binding.